Molecule: messenger RNA, 3620 nt
Organism: Carassius gibelio (silver crucian carp)
Lineage: Eukaryota; Metazoa; Chordata; Actinopteri; Cypriniformes; Cyprinidae
Product: coiled-coil domain-containing protein 85B
Exons: 2
Coding region: 955-1557 (200 amino acids)
Biological process (GO): negative regulation of DNA-templated transcription
Cellular component (GO): nucleus
Source: RefSeq, a predicted model, not a curated record
UUCCGUUAGUUUUGUGUGUGUCCCAUGUAGUCUCAUCUCAGCAGUGGGAAGACCUCAUCUAGAGAUACAUUUCAACGUUUAAUAUGCUUUGAUUUUGUAUCUUCAGUGUGUUGUAUGGGUAUGGUUAAGCUUUAGAUAUUAGAAACAGAUGUGAGAGGGGAACUCAGUCACUAUCCAGGAUACAGUACAGAUUUUUACGGUAAGGGAAGAGGGGAGGGGUGAAGAAGGGAGGGGAGGAGAGCAGGAGAUGGGGGAAGACAUCACUGCCUCCCCAACCACCGCAAUCGCCAAAGGAAACACUGUAAUCUCAAGGAACAUCUCAAAGAUUUCCUCAGGAAUCACCACGAAGUAACCUCGCGGGCAGCCACCAUUCAUUUCAGCGUCGUUGAUUCGGAUUAAAACCGACCAAUCGCAUGAAGCACUAGUAUAACCGGCCUGUCCUACAUUCCGACUCUUAUUUGUUUGCUUAAUAAUUUAUGAUAUUUACAACGCGUUUUGUGGCGAACGCUCGCGAUCGGAUGUUUUGCCUAUUUAGACAUUAAAAUGGCACCGUGAUUAUUUACCGGACUUGCACUGGAAUGGGUAAAAGCUUCAGGGCGGAGAGAGGCGGACUUUGUGAUCCCUGAAAAAUACAGAAGAGAUGCUCCACGGGGAUUAUUUUUAACGUCCGUGUUGACCUCUCAUCCAAGCAGCCCGAAGAGCAGAAACAAACACGAUGUGCUUCAGUGAUUCCCAGAAGCCAAAUACUGAGAAAUGAAUGCUGCCAAUUACGAUUUAAAGCACGGAGGAGAGAGGUUAUAAAUAGCGGAGCAAAGAGGAAAUGGAGCGUUUUCUUCGUGCCUGGAUGAGGAAUGCUGCAAUCCAUUUACAGUGAUAGACGUCUCACAUGCUUCAUAAGAGUUAGUUUAUGGUUUACCCGCUGUGAUACCAAGUGACAGUGAAUUUGUGUAGAGUAUGGGGAGCGACAGUGAAAUACUGAACCGGGAGCUGUCAAAGAUGUCUGAAGAAGACUUGCUGGCUUGUUCUAAGGAAGAGCUGGUGAGUCGACUCCGCAGAGAAGAAUCAGAAAAGAUGUCUGCUCUCAUACAGCGCGGUCGAUUAAUCAAGGAGGUCAAUAAACAACUGCAGGGACAUCUGCUUGAAAUCAGGGAACUCAAAGUCAUCAACCAGACGCUGCAAGAGGAGAACCAGGAACUUCGGGAUUUGUGCUGCUUUCUGGACGACGACCGUCUGAAAGUGAAGAAGCUGGCUCGUGAGUGGCAACUAUUCGGCCAUCACGCUGCUAAAGUGAUGCGCGAGGACCUCGGCGGAUACCUCAAGAAGCUCGCCGACCUUGAGCGGAUGCAAGACGGUCUGGUGAAGGAGAACCUGGAUCUGAAGGAACUUUGUUUGGUGCUGGAGGAAGAGUGUGUGAGCAGAAGUGAUUCCAGCCCGGGUGGCUCCACGGAUCUCAACAUACCGUGUAUGGUGGCCCGGGACGUGGGCGACGGGAGCUCCAGCACCGGGAGUGUUGGCAGUCCAGACCAAAUGCACUUGGUGUGUUCACCAGAUGACUGAAGGAGAGGAGCAGAGCCAUAUUACUUUAACCUUCUCUCUUGAUGCUGAGACAGACUUUUUAUGUCUUCUAAAGACAAAGUAGUUUACAUUUCCCGACAAAAACAUCUCAGCUAUUUCGGUGGAAAUAGACUCUAGCUAGUUUACUCAUGGCCUUUUGAUGCCAUAAAUACAGUUUCUCUAUAUUUCAUUGAAUAACAUUUUAUAGUUGGCAGACCUUUAACACUUGAGUAAAAUUAUUGGGUGCCAGGCAAAACAGAAUUAUUUUUAAUCUUUUGAAGUGACAGCCUUUCCUUUUAAAACAGUCCUCCUGCUGGGAAAUCCAGCUUAAAGGUUACAGUUCAAACUGAAAUGAAAUGUUUGUCAUAAUUUACACCCCUUGAUGUCGUUCCAAACCUGUAUGCUUUCUGCCGUGGAGCACAAAAUGAGAUAUUUUGAAGAAUUAUUAUUUAGAAUAAGUGUUUUUAUAUCCAUACAUUAAAAGUCAGUGCUUUCCAAAACAAAGUUGGACUCCAUUGACUUUUAACCUCUGAAUCAGUUUUUUGCAAACGGGUUCGCUGACCCUGGAUUUUGCGUUAACCCAAGGAAUUUGUUAUUGGAUGAAAAGCUUGUAACAAAAAAAAUAAAUAAAUAACACCUACUGACAAAGAUGAAAUAUUUUAUUUGCUUACCUGCAUGUCAUGCUGACCAUUAACUGGUAUUAGAGAACCUUAAACUUCAUGAGAAUUAACUGUUAAAUUAUUCAAAAAUUAACUAAGGGGGUAUUUCAAGUAAGUUUUUUAGGUUAAAGUUGUUCAGCUCACAAAAAUAAAUAAAUUGGGGAAUCCCAGGUAUGAGGCGUUUUUUCAGAAUAUCUUCUUCUGUGUUCUGCAAAAGAAAGUCACACAGGUUUGCAACAAAUGUGAAUGAAUCAUUUUGAUUUACUUCCUUUUUAAGCUGGUAGAUUUGUUUUUGGAACAUGGUGGCUGGACUCUACCUGGUCUAAGUUAGUCGAAAACUAUUUUGACCAAGAUGAUAGGACCAACUGGUCUAAGAUAGCCUUCCAGCUUGAACUCUCUAGAAACCAUCCACCAUGUUGCAAAAGCUGCAGAUUUUCCAGCAGACCUAUUUAUGGUAUUAGUAUCAUUAUUUGAAUGUAUGAUUUUCCAAUUGUUGCAGGAAUGCUUCCUGUCAUCUCUUGUAGGGGUUGUAGAUAGGGGCAAAAAUUUAGUUUUGGGUUUGACAUUUUCAACAACAUUGAGAGAAACUAACCAUACUGCUAACUUGUACCAGGUUUACUGUGCACUGAUCUGUUCACGAGCUGAUGUUUUUCCUGCGAUGCACUAUGACAAGACUGCAAUGAAUCACAUGCACAUUUUUACUGAUUAGAGCCAUAUACUAUGUAGUGGUCUGUUUAAGAUCAUUACAAAAAGCACUGCACAUUUUUCAGCAAUGGAGAGGAAAUAAAGUAUCAAUAGACUGUGCAAAGUGAAGCCUCCAUUGUAAGCAGAUCCGAUUUUUUGUGAUGUAAUAUGGCUGUAUCAUGGAGGCCCAAGAAUGAUUAACUGAACAUGCACGUCACUAGACCACUUUUCUACAGUAUGAGAUAGUUGUUUCCUGUUUAUUUUUAACUGGACAGUAUAAUUCACUAGAUGUAGUGACUUGUGCUUCACUAGACAAUGUUGCUGUGCUCUGCACUGAAUCCAAAAUGAACUUUAUUUUGCAUUAACCCAACUUUAACUACACAACUGUACUGUACAAAGCUUUCCAUGUUCAGUUGUUGCUUUGACAAGAAUUAAUUAAUACACACUGAUUUGACACUGUUUGAAGGAAAAAACAUUGACAUGUAGUUUAAAAAAUGAUUGUGCUAGAUAUUUGUCAUUAUUUUGUUGUAUUUGCUGCAUACUACAAGACCCUCCUACAUAGGAUUGUUUUCUUGUACGUGUUUUUAAUCAAGAAAUAUGAUCAGUAUUAAUUCAAUGACUGAAGUUUUAUUGCUACAAAACCCAGCUCUCUGAUUGGUUAGUAUUCGCUUUGAUUACUCAUUGUGAGUGAAAUGGCUUUAAAUACACUUGACUGACACACCA